UGUCCUUUUCUCGGAUUUUCCGGUCAUAGAUACAUCACAAAAUACUCUGUGUCUCUCUACUUUCAAGAAGAAUUAGAGGGUUUAGCAGUGAAGGAUGAAGCUGAAGCAAUUAGAAGGUCUUCUUGGUUCUCUUGACCAGUUCUCCACUCCAAAGAUUGAACUUGAACAAUACCCUACUGGACCCCACAUUGCUUCUCGCAUGCUUUUCACUGCUGAGAAUUCGUUUGAGGAUGUGAACAGUAAGGUGGUAGCUGAUUUUGGAUGUGGUUGCAGUACAUUAGGCCUUGGUGCGGGUCUUUUGGGAGCUGAAAGUGUUAUUGGGCUAGAUAUUGAUACUGAGUCUCUUGAGAUUGCAUCUGCAACCAUGGAUGAGCUUGAGCUAGACAUGGAUUUUAUUCAAUGCGACAUGAGAAACUUAAAAUGGAGAGGUCAGAUUGUUGAAACAGUGGUUAUGAAUCCACCUUUUGGUACACGGAGGAAAGGUGCUGACAUGGACUUUCUCUCUGCAGCAAUGAAGGUUGCUUCUCAAGCUGUUUAUUCCUUGCAUAAGACUACAACAAGAGAACAUGUGAAAAGAGCAGCAUUGCUAGAUUAUAAUGCAAGAAGUGCUGAAGUUAUAUGUGAGGUGCACAUUUAUUUUUGUAUUCAGCUAACAGUUCUGAAAUAUCAAGCAACCUGAUUCAAUGUUUGGUUUUCCUUCUUGUUGAUGCUAGUGAUAAGGGCCCGUUUGUCCAUGAGAAUUAUU
Lycium ferocissimum is the source of this 745-nucleotide messenger RNA. RefSeq lists its product as uncharacterized. Gene Ontology annotation, molecular function: rRNA (adenine-N6-)-methyltransferase activity; nucleic acid binding. The transcript has 8 exons. Gene Ontology annotation, biological process: rRNA methylation. The record is from RefSeq and is a predicted model, not a curated record. Lineage: Eukaryota; Viridiplantae; Streptophyta; Magnoliopsida; Solanales; Solanaceae. The coding region runs from base 95 to 679 and encodes 194 amino acids.